This is a messenger RNA of Silurus meridionalis, 2236 nucleotides long. RefSeq names its product Ras suppressor protein 1 (gene rsu1). The transcript has 9 exons. The record is from RefSeq and is a predicted model, not a curated record. Bases 127 to 1056 code for a protein of 309 amino acids. NCBI's taxonomy places the organism in Eukaryota, Metazoa, Chordata, Actinopteri, Siluriformes, Siluridae. Gene Ontology annotation, molecular function: protein binding.
AAUGAUCAACUCGACAAGCAAAACACAAGGACACUGGAUCAGUAGAAGAAACUUAAAUCUGUUGCUCUCACACACGGGGUCUCUAGAAAACGAAGGACACAUAGAGUAUUGAAUUACUUUUGCCCCAUGCCUCAAAGAAAAGAGAGAGGAGUCUCAGCUCACCGUGGCCCACAUUACAAAAACCAGGACACUGGCCAAAGAAUGUGCCUCCCAUUCAAGAAAAUGUCAAAGUCUUUAAAGAAGAUCGUGGAGGAGGCCAAGGAUAAAAAUCUUGUCGAGGUGGACAUGUGCGAUAGAGGGAUAUCUAGCAUGCAGGACAUUAUUGGCGUAUUUACAUUGUCCAACAUAACUCAACUGGUCUUGAGCCACAACAAGUUGACGACUGUACCUGCUAACAUUGCCGAACUUAAGAACUUGGAAGUGCUAAACAUGUUCAACAAUCAGAUAGAAGAGCUUCCCACUCAAAUCAGCAGCCUUCAGAAACUCAAGCACUUAAAUCUGGGGAUGAACAGACUGAGUACCUUGCCCAGAGGCUUUGGUUCUCUUCCAGCUCUGGAGGUCCUGGAUUUGACUUACAACAACCUGAAUGAGACCUCAUUGCCAGGAAAUUUCUUCUAUCUUACCACGCUGCGCGCACUCUAUCUCAGUGACAACGACUUUGAAAUCCUGCCCCCAGACAUCGGCAAGCUGGCCAAGCUACAGAUACUGAGUCUGAGGGAUAAUGACCUGAUCUCUCUACCAAAAGAGAUAGGAGACCUUGUGCAGCUGAAGGAACUGCAUAUCCAGGGCAAUCGGCUAACGGUGCUACCUCCCGAACUUGGUAAUCUGGACCUGACUGGCCCAAAGCAGGUGUUUAAGGCAGAGAGCAACCCAUGGGUAACUCCUAUAGCAGAUCAGUUCCAGUUGGGUGUCUCCCAUGUCUUUGAAUAUGUCCGUUCUGAGACCUACAAGUAUCUUUAUGGACGACACAUGCAGGCAAAUCCCGAGCCACCGAAAAAGAACAACGACAAAUCCAAGAAGAUUAGCCGCAAGCCCCUGGCUGCCAAGAACAAGUGAAGAUGAGAAGGAUGGAUGAAGAGCCCCCCCCUUCUGCCUGUCCGAGCUGGACCUCACUGCAUGUGCCUUCCCUCCACUUUUCUAUUUAUUUACUAAAAAAAAUAACACAUUUUGUAUGGUUUCUGUAUAGUGUUGUAUUAUACAUACAUGUUGUGUGGCGUAACAGUUGCACUGAUAUAAAAAAACAGCUAUUAGUUUUCUCUCUUUUUCCUCUUUCCAUCCCUACAUUAUCUACAUUACACUAGGCUUGAUUAAUUUGCUAUAAUAGUUUUUGCCUGUAUCUCAUAAUUGCAUGGUGUCUCUUAAAUGUUACUGCAGCAUUAAAUGUAGACAAUCAUGAAAAGUUUGUAAGAUAUUGUCAAAAAAUUUUGACCAAGACACAGUUUUCAAAGUAAUGUAAUAGUGCAAAGAUAUUUGAGAAAGUACUGCUUAGGCAUGUAAAACAUUAUUUUUAGUAAAACAUUUUUAGUUAUUAGACCUAUAAUAUGCAUUGUAAUAUGCAUAUACCUACUAUGUUUCCUCAUGUUGUUUAUACAGUCUCCUGUUCAAAUACGGUGCAGUGAAGGAAAAAAAAAGAUCAUACUCCACUGUCUGAUUUGAGACAUCUAAACAAGGCACACAGCUUUCCACAACAGCAGUUUGUACCCUCAGCGCCGGGCUUGGCAGCGGGUCUGUUGCAUAACUGGUGAGGGAUUUUUAGAGGGGUUUAGUGGUCUGAGCCGAGUAUGUGCAGGAUUGUGUCCUGCCUCAGAGGACAUGUAUCAGUCUGCUACUUCUGCCUCACCUCUUGCUCUUAAUGACUCGUAUGAAUGGUCUACAAACCGAAGUAUCGAAUGUUUAACAAAUAAGACUAGUUACAAAACAACUCCACAGUUUCAAACAAUAGAACGCUUAUAUAAUCCAUGGUAUUGGUUUUCCUUUCAGCAUUGUUUGGAUGUACAUUCAAAAGUGGUCUCUUCUAUUUCAAAUUGUUUCAACUCCUACUGUAACUCUAAAUGAAUCGACACCAUGAGCUUUAUUGUUGAUCUAUGCAAUAGUAUUGUCACAAGUCACGCCAUUGUUUUAUUACAUAUCUGUCAGUGUUUAAUUCUUUUUGUCACUAGAGAGCAGUUUUAUUUCACCAUAAGUUAUGUUUCUUCAUUUUGAACUGUUUUGAAUAAAAUAUUCUGUUUGACUGUCA